Ogataea polymorpha is the source of this 1413-nucleotide messenger RNA. RefSeq lists its product as uncharacterized. Gene Ontology annotation, cellular component: cytoplasm; plasma membrane. Gene Ontology annotation, biological process: vesicle-mediated transport; intracellular protein transport. NCBI's taxonomy places the organism in Eukaryota, Fungi, Ascomycota, Pichiomycetes, Pichiales, Pichiaceae. The annotation marks the transcript as partial. The record is from RefSeq and is a predicted model, not a curated record. Gene Ontology annotation, molecular function: GTP binding; GTPase activity. The transcript has 2 exons.
GAUGGGUUUGUCUAUUUCGAAGUUGCUCCAGGGCCUAUUUGGUCGCAAAGAAAUGAGAAUUUUGAUGGUGGGUCUCGAUGCUGCCGGUAAAACCACCAUUCUAUAUAAGUUGAAAUUGGGCGAGAUUGUCACCACAAUUCCAACAAUUGGCUUCAACGUCGAAACCGUGGAGUACAAGAACAUCUCCUUCACCGUCUGGGACGUUGGUGGACAAGAUAAAAUCAGACCAUUGUGGAGGCACUACUUCCAAAACACACAGGGUAUCAUUUUCGUUGUCGACUCCAACGACAGAGAUCGUAUCUCUGAGGCCAGAGAGGAACUGCAAAGAAUGUUGAACGAGGACGAGCUGAGAGAUGCAUUGUUACUGGUUUUCGCAAACAAACAAGACUUACCAAACGCCAUGAAUGCUGCCGAGAUCACAGAAAAACUGGGUCUGCAGUCCAUCAGACCUAGACCAUGGUUUAUCCAAGCGACCUGCGCCACCUCCGGUGACGGUCUGUACGAGGGUCUCGAGUGGCUGUCUACUAACUUGAAAAAUGGUAACUAAAUGGUUUAGACUGAGGCCGCAAGUGAAACAGACUACUCAUAGUGAACUUUGUCUCGAUUCGAUUGGUUUGCCAAGUAAGUUUCUGUUCUCAAUCUAAAUUGUGUAUUCUUCUUACUAAUUUUACCAAUCAAGCUCUUUAUAAUCCCCGACGGUGGGCCCGUGUGCUUCCCGUCUCCGUAUCUCCAAAAUCAUGACAAGAUCAACUCUUGGGUAGCCAUUCUGCUUACGUAAGAGUUAGGGAGUCUCUACGGGACAAUUUCGCAGUCACAAAUUUUUCUCUGUCAAUACUGCCACGGGUCAGUUACUUCCCGCCAGGGCUUUUUUUCGACUCACCACGGGGCUCUACCGGGGCCACCGCCCGGCCUGCAUGCAACCAGGACCUUGAAAAAUUUUACAAACGUUUUUCAAGUUUGUCUUAGAGCAUUAAAUCAACGAAAUGGCCGGUGUCAAAGCUUACGAACUCAGAUCCAAGUCUAAGGAACAACUGCAGGAGCAGCUGGUCGAGCUCAAGAAGGAGCUGGCUCAAUUGAAGGUCCAAAAAUUGACCAGACCAUCUCUCCCAAGAAUCCACACUGUCAGAAAGAAUAUUGCUAGAGUUCUCACUGUGAUCAACUUGCAACAAAGAGCUUCCGUUAGAGAAUUCUACAAGGGCAAGAAGUACAUUCCAAAGGACCUCAGACAAAAGAAGACCAGAGCUUUGAGAAGAGCCCUCACCAAGUACGAGAAGACUCAGAAGACCGACAAGGCUAGAAAGCAAGCUAUUGCCUACCCAGCCAAGAAGUUCGCUGUCAAGGCUUAAGUGAGUCGAUGUUGUUUGGUGUGGUAAUGUAUAUCUUUGAUAAUCUCAUAGCAAAGAAUCUGCAAAA